AUGGCAAGAAAGAGAAAGUCUUGUGAUUUUGUAGAUGAUCAAGAAAAACUCAACCCCGGGGAGGGACACCUAUCCCCCAACUGGGACGAGAUGGUCAAGGAGGCGGCCGCCGUGGCCGCGUUGGGCGGCGUUAGGCGAGCGCGCAAGCGUUUUGUGGGGGUCCGCCAGCGCCCCUCGGGGCGCUGGGUGGCCGAGAUUAAAGACACUAUACAAAAAAUAAGGGUAUGGUUGGGCACAUUUGACACCGCGGAGGAGGCUGCCCGUGCCUACGACGAGGCAGCCUGCCUCCUCCGCGGGGCCAACACUCGAACUAAUUUCUGGCCCACAAAUUCAAAUUCUUCAACAACUCCCGCCCUCUCCUCGAAAAUCACCAACCUCCUACUGAGUAGGAUCAAGGCACGUAACAGUGCUUUGAUCGCUACUAAUUACAUAACUACCCCACAUUCGUCCUCGCCUAUGUCCCCCACUCCGCCUAUUGGCAACGAAGGCGACGCGCAACAAAUCCCCGACUACUUGGAGUCAAACUUCACCGACUUCCUCAACGAUCCCGACGAGGAUUACCCCGUCGAAAACAACGUCAUCGAAGCUAGUGAUCACAAAUACGUGAGUUACGACACGUUCGCAACGGACAAGUCGGACUCGGUUGAGAUAUCAAACGACACGUGA
Salvia hispanica is the source of this 666-nucleotide messenger RNA. The record is from RefSeq and is a predicted model, not a curated record. Lineage: Eukaryota; Viridiplantae; Streptophyta; Magnoliopsida; Lamiales; Lamiaceae.